Messenger RNA from Mya arenaria, 3019 nucleotides. RefSeq lists its product as uncharacterized. Lineage: Eukaryota; Metazoa; Mollusca; Bivalvia; Myida; Myidae. The transcript is spliced from 5 exons. Bases 121 to 1377 code for a protein of 418 amino acids. The record is from RefSeq and is a predicted model, not a curated record.
AACCUUAUAGGGAGCGUGUGCAGUGCAGUUGUUGUCGACUGAUAGUUUUAAACACAUCGUGUGCUAACUCAAAAGUGUACUGUAGGCCUAAUAUGUAUUGAAGUGCAAAACCUUAUCUGUAUGUAUGUUAGAGGAAUAUUCACGUUAAGUUUUGCCCGCACAUCCUUUAAACAAAACGUGCUCAACGAUAGUUCUACUUUCGGUUUCACUUCCAUUUCCCUGAAAAGAUUCUUGAGAAACCUCUGCAGCAUGCCUCCCAGGAAGAGGAAAGCAGUUUCUGGGGCCGGGGCAAGCCCAGCCAAGAAAGCAAAAGCAGCGUCUGCUGGUCAGACAGAGGAUCAUUACAGUGAGGACAAGAAUUAUGUGUUUUUCUAUGGUAACAAGUGUGUGUUCAGUCAGUUUCAUCCGGCAAAGUUCCGUGAUUCUGAGGGACGACAGUAUAACUGUAUGGAGCAAUACAUGCACUUUCACAAAGCAGUGACCUUUAAAGAUGGAAAGAUGCAGAAAGCAAUUAUGGAAAUUAGUGACCCCAAAACCCAGAAGAAGUGUGGACGUCAGGUGACAAACUUUGACCAAAAAGUCUGGGGCAGGGAGUCCAUGAGAAUUGUAAAGGAGGGAAGCAAGUUGAAGUAUAACCAGAAUCCAGCAAUGAAGAUGAUCCUUUACAAGACUCGCCCUAAACAGCUAGUGGAGGCAAGCCCCAGGGACAGACUUUGGGGGGUAGGGAUGGGACAGAAUAAUCCCAACAUACAUGACCCCAAAUGUUGGCGGGGAAAGAACCUGCUGGGUAUUGUGUUAACAGAAACCCGGGAUGAGCUAAUGAAAGCAGACGGCAUGUUUGAGACAGGGGAGACAUCUGGGGAGAAAAGUGAAGUCAAAAGCAAUAAAGGGGAGGUUAAAAUUGAGGUGAAGAAAGAUAAAGGGGAGGUAAAAUGUGAGAAGAAUGAUAAAAUGGAGGUAAAAAGUGAGGUGUCAAGAGAUAAAGGGGAUUUAAAAAGUGAAAUGAGGGAUGAAAGAGAGGUUAAGCAUGAGGGAAAGAGAGAAAAAGCUGAUGUAAAAAGAGAGAAUAGUGAUAAAAGGGAGGUUAAAAUUGAGGUACAGAGUGAUAAAAGGUUAGAAAGUGGGGCAAAGAAAGAUAACAGGGAGGCAAAAAGUGAGGUUAAACAGGUUGGAGGAAGUGAGUUGAAGAGAGAUAAAGCAGAGGUUAAAAGUGGGCCAAAGAGUGAUAAAAGGGAGGUAAAAAGUGAGGAGAAUAGUGGUAAGGGAGAGGUAAAAACUGGGAUGAAGAGUGAUGGAGAGGAAAAAAAGGAGGUGAAAAGUGAUAAAGGGGAGGUAAAAAGUGAGAUGAAGAGUGAUGAAAAGGAGGUAAAAAAUUAAGUGAAGAGUGACAAUUGGGACGUAAAAAGAAAGUGAGAUGAAGAGUAAUGGAGGGGAGGCAAAAAAUGUAAUGAAGAGUGACAAUGGGGAGGCAAAAUGAGGUGAAGAGUGAAAUAUAGAAGAUAAUUAUGAUAGGACACUUUUUUGAUGUCCUGUAUCACGUUUAGCUCAUUGUGUAAAUAUGUGCAUGUUUAUACUGAUACAGGUGGUAAGAAAAUAGUUCUUUUUUUUGUAAUUUUCCUUUCAUAAUAUGCCUCCUUCCAAUAAUUCUGUAUUUUAAUGCUGUUUGUAGUUCUUACAGAAAAAACUGCACUCUUAUAACUCUGACUGUAAAAUUCCUCUUAGAAGUGAUGUAUUUCUUUGUAGCUUACUGUAUAUAGCCUUUUAUAGGAUUUCUGAUUCCAUACAAAAUGUACAUUGCUGACAUCAUAUAUCAACACUUAUAGGAAAUGAAACUUGAACAUUAACCUCUCAUUAGAUUGGAGAUUAGUAAGUGCAAGGGUAUAUGAGCCACAUGGCUCAUUAAUAGUUAAUGGGGAGGUAAAAGGUGAUAAAGGGGAUGUAGAAACUGAGGUUAAGAUAAAAUUGGAAAAUGAUUUUUCCAGUGAUUUAGAAAAUCUUUUAAACUUCUAUUCAUAAAAUAAUUGUCAUUGGCACAUCAUAUUCUUGGCAAUGUUUCCGUAGCAACCACUGCUCUCGUUAUGACUUAAUAAAAAUAGAAAACCGAUACCUUAUCCACUCACCCACAGGAACCUUUUGGUGGUGUUAGUAGUUUAUACUUUUAGCACAUUGAAGGGUCAGUUCAACCACCGCACACCUAUCCUGGGCAGAACCAGUACUAGGUGCCUUCACCUCUGCAAGGAACUGACAACUUCUGUACAUGCCAGGGGCAGUGGUACAGUGCAAAUGGUCGUAGAAAGGAUUUCAUAACCAAUCACAACAGAAGUGACCUUGUCCGCCCGGGAAUCGAACCCCGGGUUAUCCGAUUCAGAGUCCAACGCUCUACUGAUUGAGCUAACCGGGUGGACCUUUUCACGGGAACCUUUAAUAAGCUGAUGGAUAUUUAUACCUUUUUUGAAAACAUUGGUAGCAUCAUGUGAUAAUGUAAUUCAACCAAUUGCAAUUGUUUGGUUAUAAAUUAUGCAAUUGUGGACUUAAAAGACAAUAUUUUAGCAUAUAUCAACAUUUGUUGGGUUCCUGACAGCAGUAUCUUAGUUUUAACACUUCUAAUGAUUUGCCACACUUUAUUUCGUAAUAGAAAAAAAGCAACGUAAAAAGUGGAUUUUACAUACUAUGAACGAGUCCCUUAAGGCAACUGUAGUAAUAUCAAUAUAAACUUUUCAGGAUUACUUACCGAAAUGUCAUUUGAUUGAAACAAACACAAUAAAACAUUGAAAGCAAAUGUAUGUCCGAUGGCCCGAAAUUGCGCGAUGCAGCUCAUAUGCUAAUAGGUACGUUAUUUUAUGAAAAAAAUGUUGAUGUUAUGUCCAUUCAUCUGCUCUUCUGUGUGCACGCUUGUUUACAUUUAUUGCCCUUGAAUACUGACACUUGUUGUUUAAUCCAUUCAUAUCUAACAUAUUUUUAAAAAAAAAUCUGUGAAAAAGAUGAUUUAUGAAUAAUAAUUAUUAAAUCAUAGAAAUGA